This is a messenger RNA of Parnassius apollo (apollo), 804 nucleotides long. The record is from the annotation of a GenBank genome assembly. NCBI's taxonomy places the organism in Eukaryota, Metazoa, Arthropoda, Insecta, Lepidoptera, Papilionidae.
AUGGAAGUGAAGUUGUUUAAUAUUACAGAUGAUAAUUUAAGGAGAGGUUUGAAAAUAGAACUUGGUAAGGUACCUGAUAAUAUAUUUAUGAAAGAUCCCACGCCCUACAGUAAUUUAUAUCAAAAAUACAGAUGGAAGCAAAUCGAAAGAAAUUUACAAGUAAAAAAUGCAGAAGUAGUUGAUGUACUAAAUGUGAAUACUAUCAUAAAAACACAUGAACAUAUAAACAACACAACAAACACAAUUCAAUCAAAAGUUUCAAUAUUUGAAACAAUAGAAAACACAAUAUCUUCAUUUUGGUCCGAAGAAGGUUUGCCCGAAGAUGAAAUUUUCUUUGAUAUUGAUUAUAACUUUAACGGACGAGCAGUAUCGUACCAUAAUCGAUGGAGAAAGGAUAAUUUACAAAACGCAUCUCAAUCAUUUGGCGUUUCAAAGGAUGGUUUUAUAAAUAUUCAGUCAGGGCAACGAGUAACGACGAGACUAAAGGGAACCAAAACAAUUCUGCUGAUCAAAAUCAAUUACGUUGCGAGUUUAGUUGGUAACUUGGUAGUAAACUAUGCUCAUGUUUACGGUAAAUACCAUUUUUGGGCCCCAAAUGUCAAUGAUAUAAUGAAAGCAGCCGGCAUCAUUAAUGAAAUAAUUACAACUGAACUGAUAGAAGUGCGGUGCUACAACGAUCCAGUUCUGGAGAUCUUCGAUAGUUCAACAGAAAAACCAAUGCGUAUAGUCACACCGCCAACGCCAUUCCAUGUAAGACCUAAAUCGAGAUAUUCUAAUAAAGUAAAAAAGGCUCACCCAAAGUAA